Alosa alosa (allis shad) is the source of this 3462-nucleotide messenger RNA. Its product is annotated as mesothelin-like protein. Gene Ontology annotation, biological process: cell-matrix adhesion. NCBI's taxonomy places the organism in Eukaryota, Metazoa, Chordata, Actinopteri, Clupeiformes, Clupeidae. Gene Ontology annotation, cellular component: cell surface. The coding region runs from base 68 to 2569 and encodes 833 amino acids. The record is from RefSeq and is a predicted model, not a curated record. The transcript has 18 exons.
UAAAAGAAAUACAAAUAUUUCUUUGUAAAGUGUAAUUGUUUGACAGUAUGAGUGCAAAAACAAUGCAAUGGUAGUUAUGUGCAGUAGGAGUAAUGUUCUGAUUCACUUAUUUCUACCACAUGUCUCUAGAACAACUCCUUGUUACAAGUGUCCGCCGCCCUCAGCAGGAACGUGGAGACCAUCUCCCUCGGCAGGCAUCUCCACGCUGGGCAACUCAAGCGUGGGCUUCAGUACGGGCCAGCUGAGCACGGCCAACCCCUCGGUCAUCGUCUCAUCGCUGUCCGUGGUCAGCACCGUGGUGGGCUGGAACCAGGGGCAGGCCAUGACGCUCAUCCAGAAGCUCCUCAGCUCCGGCAGAUUCAAGAUCACAAACAGUAAAGAUCUCUGGAGUCUAGGCACCCUCAUCACAGGUGUUCCCUCGGCGACCAUCAACAGCAUCAGCGCAUCAGAGAUCCUCACUGCCACACAGUCCCCAACACUGGUCAACAACCUCAUGACCGCACCCACCAUCAUCCAGCAGACAUUCGUCUCCAAAAUCAUCUCUGUCAGCUCAACGAGCAGUUCCAUCAUAACCAACGUGCCCAAUGCCUUGGCAACACAAAUCCCAAGGAACUUCCUGCAGGACUUUACCCAGACGACAGAGGUGGUCACGACACUGAACCAGAAGACCUGGACACAGAGCCAGUCUGUUCUCAUCUUUGAUACUGUUGCGACUGCCGUGGAAAAUGCAAAUGACAUCUCGUUCCAAGUGCUGCAGGGCUUCACCUGUACCCGUGUGCAGACCCUCACCAAGGUCAAGAUCAAGAGCCUCAUUAGAGGCUGCAGGAGGCGCAAUAAGCUCAAGCUCAAACUCCAGCAGACACAGUUGACUUGCAUGUACUACCAACUGAGAGGUGAAUCGGAUGCCGCAGACUAUUCUCUCUACCCUGCAGAUAUGCUGCUGUACUACGAUUAUUCCACUGUGAAAAACUGUAAGAACUACUUCACUGAACUGGGCUUUGCGGACUUCACUGUUCUCACCGGUGCCUAUGAAUCCUACCAGACAACGCUUGUCAACAAUGCCAAAACCUGUCUGGGCAUCACCGGGUUUAACAUCAGUGCAGCGAACAUCAACAUCCUCGGCAACAUGGUGUGCCUGCUGACUGGUUCCUACGUGGAGAACUCUGACCCCUCCAUCCUGGAGAAGCUGAAGAACUGCGACGACCUGUCCACUUCCCAGGUCACUGGCAUGGAGACACUUCUCCUUUCGGGCAAGACUAAAUACGGUGUUCCAUCAACAUGGACACGGGAGACUCCUUGGGAUCUGGACCCUCUGCCUCUGUACUUCACGUCCAAUCUGUGGAAGGAGAUGAACAGGAGGGAGGCCCGCAGAUUCAUAAAGACUUUCAUCAAACAGCUGAGACGCCAAGGUGUUCCCAGGAGAAAGAUCCAAUACAUAAAGAGAGAAUUCCAGCAGGCUCAUCGAGCCAAACGUGACACAGCCAUCGAGUGCACUGUUGGAGCCAUCACCCAGAUCCAGAUCAAUGAUGACGCCUUCCCCAUCGACUAUGACGCCACACAGUUCAACGCCUGCUUGAGCCUCACCGUCCUCAAGGACAAUCUGCCAGAGAUCACAGACAAGAUCGAUCAGGACGACUACCGUCAGGUCAUUCUGGAGAAGUUAAAUCAGGCCUACCCAGAUGGCCUCUCAGACGACGUGGUCCAGAUGCUGGGGCCUGUGUCCCGUAGGGCGACCACUGAUGACAUCAGCAAGUGGAACAUCACCAAAAUCGACACUCUGUCCUCUUUGAUGAAGACGUCGGAUGGAGACUGGUCAGAAAAUCAGACCAAAGCCAUCAUGACUAAGUACUUUGCUGCGUCGAACAGCAUUGACAGUUCGGUUCUGAAUUCUCUGGGCGGUUCUGGUGUGUGUUCCCUGGGGAGCGGCGUUCUGGAAACCAUCACCUCCAGCAGCCUGCAGCAAGCAGAUGCGCUGCCCGUCAGCAGCUGUAGCCUGGACAAAAAGAAGGUCCUGUUCCCCAUUGCCCAGGCCGCCUUCAUCAAUCAGACCAGCACCACCAAGAGGUCAACCACCACGGUCACACUCACGCAGUACCAACUCAUCCAGUCCUACCUGGGUGGUGCCACCGAGUCCUUUGUACGAACCCUGGCCUCCUCCAGUGUCAACAUGGAUAUUGACACCUUCCUCGGUCUAGACCAGAGUGUCAUUCAGACCCUCAGCGUGUCGGACGUGAAGAGCCUGCUGGGUGACACCAACGUGAACGAACUGAGAACCUACUCCAGCAACGCCAUCGUCCAGGACUGGAUCAGCCGCCAGUUCCAGACCGACCUGGACACCCUGGGCCUGGGGCUCACUGGCGGGCGCGCCACCCCCGCCACCACCACCAACGUCAACGGGAACGCCGGUUCCGCCACCAACGCGGCGGCUACCACUACCACCGCAACCACUGCAGCGGGAGCCACGACGGCCAACACCACUGCAAGCGGAGGGGCGAGUAUCAGACCUGCCAGCGGCCUGUACUGCCUCCUACUGGCCACAGUUGUCUCUGCACUUUACCGCCUCCAGUAAUGAAUCAUCUUUUGCCAGGAGCACUGAAGGAAACCUAAACCAGUUUACAGCCCUGUUUAUAUGCACACGAUGGUGUUUUCUCAGAACGCUGCCAACAUAUGGAAGAUACAAAUGGAAUGUGAUCUCAGCAACGCUUUACUGGAACACUGCUUCAUAAGACUGACAUAGCCCUGUCAUAAAGGCAUUACGUCAGAUACAGUACAAUGGAUUCCUGUUUUCCUGUUAGUCAUUUUGACUGCUCAUGUCUAAUGAUUUGACAGCGUCAUGUUACCACAUAGUCAUAACGGCUUAUUUACUUACUUAGUUACUUAUUUACUUGCUUACUACUUACUACUUAAUGUUUAUUUUGAUAGGGACAGGUUCAAUAUAUUUAGAGAAUUGCACACAAUUAUUAAAUGCAACACAUUAUAGCAUAGCUAUUGCUUAUUUCCAGUGUCUGUCCACAGAAGGGCCUUUAAAAUAACAAAAACAGAACAUCAGAAUUAGACUAUGAAAUGUGUUUCAUUUUAGUUGACCUUACGUAGCAUUCAAGAGUGCUGAAGGAAAUCUACGCUAGUUUUAUGAUCAUAUUUAUGACAUUUAUGGAAUAUGAUAUUACAUUGUUAUUAUCACUACAUUGGUCACCAUUGACUUCUGACGACACAAGGCAUCUGCAGUGACUGGUUUAUGUGGGUCUUUUGAAGCAGGGCUCAAUUUUUUUUUAAAACCCUUUUUAAAUGUAAUUGUCUCAGGUUGUCAGUUCAAGUGCUGUCACUUUCAAUAUUGGACUGCACUCUUAAUUGAUGUCUUUUAUUUUAUGCACUCCAAUUAAUAUAAAAAAUAACCUGUACUUAGUCAGCAGGAUGUGAUUCAACGUCAGAAUAAAAUGAUAAUCAUGUUUCCCUCUCCUCAUA